This is a messenger RNA of Vicia villosa (hairy vetch), 1273 nucleotides long. Its product is annotated as acyl-acyl carrier protein thioesterase ATL3, chloroplastic-like. Lineage: Eukaryota; Viridiplantae; Streptophyta; Magnoliopsida; Fabales; Fabaceae. Gene Ontology annotation, cellular component: chloroplast. The record is from RefSeq and is a predicted model, not a curated record. Gene Ontology annotation, molecular function: fatty acyl-[ACP] hydrolase activity. The coding region runs from base 253 to 867 and encodes 204 amino acids. The transcript has 5 exons.
CUGGCGAUUCUUAAUUUCCUGCAUUUGAAGAUGCAUUACUUUUCUUUUUAUUUUUAUGAAAGCUAACUAGUUAGUUCAGGAACAUAACUCCAUUUCAGUUAAAAAAAAUGCAUAAGAAGAUUCAUUUUGGAACAUAGAUUAUAACGCUCAAUUUCACAAUACUACUCUUAUUCGGCUAUUCCGCACUAAAAAAAAAAAAAGUAAAAAUAAAAAUAAAAAUGUUGAACCCAUUUUCAUUUCGUUGCUCCAAUUAUGCUUCUACGACGGCGUUUCCUUCCCAAUUACUCCAUAAUACGACAUCGUUUCACCUCAACCGACCAUCUCCGAAUUUUCCGUUUCCCCGCCGGCCGUUCAAUCCACCGGAACUCCGAUCAGUUCCUCCCGUCGUUGCUGUCGCCUCUUUACCAUUCUUCGAUUUCAGUGGAGGCAAAGGGUGCGUACAUCAUGAAUGAGUUCUUUGAAGUGGAACUAAAAGUUCGCGAUUAUGAAUUGGAUCAGUUUGGUGUUGUCAACAAUUCGGUUUAUGCAGGUUAUUGCCAACAUGGUCGUCAUGAAUUCUUGGAAUGUAUUGGUAUUAAUUGUGAUACCGUGGCUCGUGGUGGUGAUGCAUUGGCAUUGUCAGAGCUAUCCUUCAAAUUCCUUGCACCUCUAAGAAGUGGUGACAGAUUUGUCGUAAAGGUUAGGGUUUCUGGCUCUUCAGCUGCUCGUGUAUACUUUGAUCACUUCAUCUAUAAGCUACCAAACCUAGAGCCUAUUUUGGAAGCAAAGGCCACAGCGGUGUGGCUUGACAAAAGCUAUCGUCCCAUUCGAAUUCCAGCAGAUAUUAAGUCUAAGUUUGUUAAAUAUAUUCGAAGAGAGGACUCUUAGUCCAUCUUUCACAUGAGCAUUUGAUUGAUAGAUUGUUGAGAAAGUAAACUGUUUUUUGUACUUGACUUCAAUUUGGCAUGUGAACGGGCAAGGAGGUAGAAGUAUCUUCAAAUAUGGCGACUUUAAAAAUUUGGUCCAAAAUUAAGAUUAUAAAAUCUGUAGGAUAUUGUGCAAUUGUUGUCUAAAUGAGUAAACUAAAGAUCAGUCCCAUAUGGUGUUUUUUUGAGUAGUUUAUUAUAUUAAUAGUAUUCUAUUAGUUGUGUUUUGAAUUAUAGUUUUAGAAUACAUUAAUUAUGAUGCAGAGUGGGUGUUGAAUUUAACAAUAAACUUUGCAAGAAUAGUAUGGUAGUAUCAUACUGUGUAAUCAAAUGGAAUAGUUGAAUAUAAAGUUUGUCUUGAAGUGGAA